ACCUGCAGGCGCGCAGACGGCUCGAAGGACGCUGCGUGCUCUGACGGGGAGACUGGAGGCGGGGAUGUGACGGCGAGAGAGAGAGCUGCGACCAGCGCCAUGACGGCGGCGGCGAUGCUGGCGGCGGCGGCGCUGCUGGCGGCGGCCUACGCCGCCCCCGACCUCACCACGGACCUCUCCCGCCCCGCCACCCUGGAGACCUCCACCGAGGGGCGAGCCAACAAGAAGUUCGGGGACCGCUGCGACGAGGACGACGAGUGCAGCUUCGGCGGCGCCAUGUGCGACAAGGAGAAGAAGAUGUGCCAGUGCCUGCCCGAGCUGGACGUCACCGACCACGUGGACAAGUGCGGCAAAGCGGCGCUGGUGAACGAGGAGUGCAUCAUGAGCGAGCAGUGCGUGGUGACCCCGGGCACGGAGUGUGUGGACGGCUUCUGUCGCUGCUCCGGGGAGCUGCGGCCCGUGGCCAGCAAGGCGGGCGUGCUCGAGUGCAAGGUGCGCGGCUUGAAGCAGAUCGGCGACAAGUGCGUGGAGACGCAGGAGUGUGGCUUCGACUACGCCGUGUGCGACGCCAACAAGAAGUGCCGCUGCAUGCCCGACUAUCCCGUCACCAACCACUUCGACAAGUGCGGCAAAGAGAGGCGCAUCAACGAGUCCUGCGACUUCACGGAGCAGUGCGAGCAGGUCAACUACCAGACCCAGUGCCGCGACGGCCGCUGCAUGUGCCGCUUCGAGCUGACGCCCGUCCUCAAGCCGGACGGCUCGGUGGGCUGCGUGGCAUCCAACACUCAGGCGGACAACUCACGCUACAUUGACCCGGCCAUGAUCGGCGUGCUGGUGGGCAUGGCGCUCAUGUUCAUCAUCCUGUGUGUGGUGCUGCGGCUCUUCAGCAAGGCUCGCUGGCGGGAGAACCGCACCAUCUUCAACACGCCCAACCCUCGCCUCAUGAACGUGUCGCUGCUGAGGGACAGCAAGCUGCUGCACAGCGACCAGCGGCGCGGCAGUCGGUCCAGCGUGCGCGCGCCCAGCCGCCAGCCCAGCAUGGCGUCGCUGCGCCCGCACUCGCCCACCGCCUCGCAAGGCUCCCGGCGUGGCAGCAAGACAAGCAGCAACGCCUCUGCGACAUCAACACGGUCGCCCAAGUCACCGCUGCGGCACCCGGUCAACAGCACCGACGCGGCGCCCACGGUCGAGAAGGUCACCGUGGAGCGCAACGCCAAGGCCUGAGCGAAGAACUCGCGCACCACAAGAUCCAGCUGCGCCCCACCGACAACUACUGCUUUAGACUAGUCAGACUAUCGUUUCUCUUUCAUACUACAAUUCCUUUGCGUCUCUCCUCCUGCCCGCACCAGCCCUACGGCUGCUGCCGACACCCCUGCAACGCAACAUAACCUCACACUGUUCCGUUCACGAGCCAGCACAACUCUUGUUGGCUAGUGUCGCCUCGCCAGCCCACGCCCAAAAUGCUUGCCAGCACGUAUCUAGCUAUUUCCACAAGCCCCUCUCUCCGCACCUGCUGUGUGAAACAGCUCUCAGCAGUUAGUGUUUUGACAGUGUAGUAUGAAUCAGAUUCGAUUUGAGUUAGCUGUAAUGGUUUACUAGACGUUCAACUAAUGAGUGAUUAUCUAUAGGGACCAGCAAAACCAGUGUUAAAUCAAUUAAAGUUAAACCUCCGUACAAAUCAAGGAAGAAUUUGUAGAAAUGUAAGAGGAAGUAGUAGAGAAUCACUGCAAUCAGAUCUUGGUAGCCCCAUUAAGUUUGAUUAUUGUUGUCGAAAGUUUGACUUGAAAUGGUGUUCAUGACAGUUACAUUGAUCAUCAUGGAUAAUGUAAUUUUUUGAAGCUAUGUAGUGUGGAAGCUACAGUUAAUUUCCUUCUAUUAUUUGGUAACAGACAUUACAUGGAUUAAAACACCCACCUCUGAUCCGAUAAAUCAAAUGGAUGUUUGUGUUGCACCAACAACACAAGCUUACCAAUUGAAAGGGUUGUGAUAAUUACGUAUGACAUUCACACAGAGAAAAGUAAGAAAUACUAAUUAUGAUAGUAUAAUAGAUGCAUGAUAUCGUCCUAUCAAAAUAUAUGAACAUUAUUAGGCAAUGAGUGAAUUAAAAAUAAAAUAACUAUAUUGUCUUUUACACAGUUUGUUGAUUCCUGCACCAGAAAUUAUGGUUGUUACUCGAGAUUUAUUUCUACGUUUUCUUUAUACUGGAGUUUAAUGAGCACAACUAUUGUAAGAUUGCUAAAAAAUAGUUGUAUAACAUUUCUGCCAUUUAAUCCACCCUUACUAACAGUGUCGUUGGCCGUCAUUGUGUUAGAACGUGCUGUUUGCUCUUUUCUGCCUCUUAAAACUUGUGAUAAUGUAAUCUUAUAUAAGGAAACAAUGCAAAUAUAUACAUAUUUAUAUAAAUAUUAUAACACAAAAUAAAAUGCAUAGACUAAUAUAGGCUUUAAGCAUAGAUGAAACUGCUUUAUGAACUGUUAGGCAUUUGUAGAGUGGGUGAGUAGAUGAUGUAACCAUGCAAUUAUAACGAAUAACAAUGUCCACAUAUGACUGCAAACUUCGGUUCAGUUGAUAUAAUGCCAGUUUUGAAAUAAAAUUUGAUUUUUGUGACUCAGAUGUCUUGAGAUAUAACACAUAUGAUCAUGCACAGUAGGAGUAGAGUUAUAAAAUACCUCACUGCUUCAAACAAAGCAAGUUAGAGUAGUAAGUUUCAGCCAAUGGUUGACAACUGCCAACAGGAAAUUGGGGAAGGUUUCUUGUUGGCAUUUCUGUCAAACAAUAGUUUAUAGGAGGAGUGCUUUAAAUAAGAGUAGGCAGUUAACAUGAUGUGAGUACCGCUGUUAUGCUGUUGUAACACAUAGAACUAAAAGUAGAGUACAUAUAAACUGUAGCUGUGAUAAAGUAGCUAAAUACCUGCUCGGAAGACGAGGUGAGGAUAAAACGUUUUGAGACUUCUUUCCAUUCCUAAACUGUAGUGGAAAACAAUUCUUGUGGCUGGUAUGUACUUCAAUCUGCUCAAGUGUCAUUGAGAUAACUGUGGAUAUAGUACUAUUCAGCUGACACGAGAUAUCAAAUAAUGUGCGACCUAAGAACUAUGAUGAUUCAUCAUUUGUGUGCAACACAUGAGAUUUCUGUUGAACAUUAUUAUUAUUAUGACCUAGCAAUGAGACAAAUGAUUCUCUCAUAUGUUUUUAUUACCGAAUUCUUUGUAGUCAUUACUGCACUUACCAGUAGGUUGAUUCUCCGAGUGUUGAAAGAUUCUAAACCACAAUCAGUAUUUUUAAGUCUUAGAUUUGACUCUGGAACUGAACCACAGGGGAAGAGGUUCAUUUCCAUUGGUUCAAACUAAAAUGGCACAAUAAACUUCUGUCACCUUCUCUUCGUAGCAUUCUAGGAUUCUGUCGUCACAUUUGCACUGCAUUUUUACUAUACCUUACAUUAUUUAUACAAACAUACUAUUUACAAUAGAUGUUGAGCGCUUUUUUGAAAAUAAAGCUCAUAUAGAGUAGCUUAUUUCUAAGUAAUUUAUUAUAGGCAUUGAAUAGUUUAAAAUGUGUAUAUACUUGAAAAUAUUUGCAUUGGUGACUUUUUCUACCAUAUCUACGUAGAAUAGGUGAAUUAAGAAGUGGUACAUGAUGCUGAUCCAUUUUUUAAAUUGAUAAUAUUCUGAAUUGCUUCAGCUGAGCUGAACAUGAUCAGGUAUUUCUAUAAAGCCUAGCAACAUAGAUGAGAUGACAAACUUAUUACAAACUAUUUCCACACAAAAAAAAAAAAGUUAAAAAAAA
Bacillus rossius redtenbacheri is the source of this 3782-nucleotide messenger RNA. RefSeq lists its product as uncharacterized. NCBI's taxonomy places the organism in Eukaryota, Metazoa, Arthropoda, Insecta, Phasmatodea, Bacillidae. The transcript has 8 exons. The coding region runs from base 100 to 1224 and encodes 374 amino acids. The record is from RefSeq and is a predicted model, not a curated record.